AUGAUUACAGGCAAGGACGAGUGCAUAAGAAAUAGACUACCAAAGCCUGAUCUGGAUUUGUCCAAGGCGCUUUUCACAUUGGAUAAUGGCCAAAAUGAUGUCACUUUUGGUAUCCGAACUUUAAGUUAUCAACUCCAAAAGAAAGUCAUACCCAGAAUCGUUGCUCUUUUUAUCUCACAAAUUGGAGUUUUAUAUGAAAGAGGAGGAAGAACAUUUUGGAAACACAACACGGGCCCAAUUGGGUGUUUGCCUGUGGCAAUUGCAAAGGUACAGAAGCCUGCGCCGCCAGUGUACCUUGAUGAGUUUGGCUGUGUGAAGACCCAAAAUGACGUAUCUUUGCUAUUCAAUAAAGUAUCAAAGGAUGAAAUUGUAAGGCUCAGGGCAAAUCUUUCCACUGCAUCCAUAGUCUAUAUUGAUGUCUAUGCUGCCACUUAUGAACCAAUCACCACAGCCAAGAAAUCAAGCUCACUUGUUGGGCAUUUUGCAGGAUUUGAAGACCCUUUCACCACAUGCUGCGGCUAUCAUGGGAUUGACUAUGAUGUUUAUUGUGGAAACACAGAAAAUGUAAAUGGUACUCAUGCAUUUGCAGCUUCUUGUCUUAAUCCUUCUAAAGUUAUCAGCUGGGAUGGGGUGCACUAUAGUGAAGCUGCGAAAUAA
Molecule: messenger RNA, 657 nt
Organism: Striga asiatica
Lineage: Eukaryota; Viridiplantae; Streptophyta; Magnoliopsida; Lamiales; Orobanchaceae
Source: the annotation of a GenBank genome assembly